AUGUUUCAAUUCAUAGGUAAGAUCUACGCGUGGGAUGUCGUCAAUGAGGUGAUCCAUGAAGUGUCCGGCAAACUAAGGGACGGCAUAUUCUCGCGAACUUUUAACUCCAGUUUCAUUGAGGAGGCCUUCCGUACGGCACACGCGACCGACCCUAACGCCAAGCUAUACAUCAAUGACUACAACGUCGAAGCCGUUAACAAAAAGUCGGACGCCUUAUACGCAUUGGUCAAGGAGUUGAAGGGUAAGGGAGUGCCCGUUCAUGGGGUCAGUUUGCAGGCUCACUUCAGCGAGAAUGAAAUUCCCUCAACUCAUCAAGAUCAUAUUAAACGCUUCUUCGAUUUGGGACUCGAUGUAGCCAUUACUGAGCUGCAGGUCAGGUAUCAGCUACCUGGGUCAGCCGAUAAGAUCGCUAAACAGGCACAGGAUUAUAGUCAUGCCUUUAGGGCGUGCAUGAACGUGGACAGUUACUUGCGAUUUUGCGAUUUGGGAGUGGAUGUGGCCAUUACUGAGCUUAAUAUCCGGUAUAAGUUACCAGGCUCAGCCGACAAGAAAGCGAAACAGGCCCAGGAUUAUAGUCACGCAUUUAGCGCCUGUAUGAAUGUGGAAAGGUGUGUCGGAGUCACCGUUUGGGGAUUUACCGAUAAAUACUCCAAUAUUUGUGAUCAGGGUUAUGGGGAACAGGAGCUCUGGACCGCCGAUUUUCAGCCUAAAUCCUCUGUCGAUGCCGUCAACAGUGUUGAAAUAAAUGAGUGGCCACUGAACGCUUCCGACCAGUUUUUGGUGCAAAAACAGAAGUACCAGUUCUUAGACAACGCCUAA
Messenger RNA from Oppiella nova, 819 nucleotides. Lineage: Eukaryota; Metazoa; Arthropoda; Arachnida; Sarcoptiformes; Oppiidae. The record is from the annotation of a GenBank genome assembly.